UAAAAUUCGAUGCAGAAGUUUCGCAUUUCGGUCAGCAGGUCGGUGCGGGAGAGUUCUUGAAAGAAAACAGGUGAAAACAGAUAUCUUACAGCUCACACUAGCCCAAUUUUCGUUGUCGCCAAAUUGUUGUUUUAAAUCGCGUGCGUGUGUGUGUUUUAAAGUUAAGAGCAGAAUUUUAGAAAAAUGGUUUAAAACAGGGUCGCGAAAAACCCAUUCGAUCGAAAGCAGCAAAUCGUCUACGUUCGUUACUUGCUUGAAAAGUUCAUUUGGAGCUUCUCCCUUGUGCGGUGGCGGAUCUAGUAGCACAAGAAGAGUGCGUGUGUGUGUAUUAUGUGUGCGUGUGUAUAAAUUUGUAAUUUGCUAAGCAGUGUAUGUUUCUAGCUGUGUGCCGUGUAGUAGAUGUGCUUUUAAUUGUAAAAAAGAAUGGUGUGUCAAUCGCAAUCGAGAAAGGGAUGAAGUGUGCAUUUUCCAUUUCCAUUUUCCAUGCAUUCCCGAAAAUCAUUCCUGUUCCGCAAUAAGUGUUAGCAAAUUGUCACCCAUCGUUCUUCAUCCUUUACGGGAAUGCCGUGUUUUUCAGUGCGACCGGAAGGGGGAGUGUUGAUAAAAGUAUUUGUUUGUUAAAAUGUGCGAAAAAAAGGCUUUAGAUUAGUAUUGAUGGUGGGUUUUUGUAAAGUAAAUCUAAAGUUACUAUAAUUUUCGCGAAGUUAAUUAAUCGCCUGAAAUAGAGCACGAGAGCGAGUGGCAGAUCAACUAAGGGCGAUAAAAAAGGGAAUCAAACGAGUGUUUGUGGUUUGCUUUUUAAACUGUGAGCGACCGGGCCGAGGGCGAUUUGUGUCGCACUCUGUCACACGGGCGGAGAAGAGUCCUUCUCGGUGGUGAAAUUCUCGAUUCUCUCCCACCACUGAUGCGUUCACCGAACCGGUGAUUCUGACUCCCGGACAUCACAAGCCUAGCUAGACGUCCGAGGAAACGAGUGACGGCCCCGCAUAAAGAUGGCCACCCAUCAUCUGUAUGGGGCGCUGAUUGCGCUGGUGUGCGUUCUCUGUUACCACAACAGUCUCAACUGUGGCUUCGUGUUCGACGACAUCAGUGCCAUCAAGGAGAAUCGUGACCUGCGACCACACUCCUCGAUCAAGAACGUGUUUCUCAACGAUUUCUGGGGUACACCGAUGCACAAGGAACAGAGUCAUAAAUCAUAUCGACCGCUGUGUGUCCUAACGUUCCGCUGGAACUAUCUGCUGCACGGGCUCGAACCGGCCGGCUAUCAUCUGGUCAACGUGCUGCUGCACACGAUCGUUUCGCUGAUGUACUUCCGAAUGUGCGCCAUGUUGCUUUCGGAAUCGGCCAGCUUUGCGGCUGCCCUACUUUUUGCCGUUCAUCCAAUCCACACCGAGGCGGUGACCGGUGUUGUCGGACGGGCGGAAACACUCUCGUCGGUGUUUUUCCUGGCAGCAUUCAUUUUCUACACCAAGGCGACCAGGCGGAAAAAAUCCACAGGUUGGCGCUUCCUUUGCCUUUCCAUGCUGUUCGUCGCGACCGCAAUGCUGUGCAAGGAGCAGGGCAUCACCAUAACGGGCGUAUGUGCAAUUUACGAAAUCUUCGUCGCCCAAAAGAUUCGACUCGGUGACAUCUACCAUCUGGCCCGGUCGAUGAUGGGCGGGAAAACGUUCGCCCUGCCGACGGGCUGGUGGCCCCACGAAGCAUCCCGCCGACUGGCCGUCCUGUGCGUUACCACCGUGGCAUUGUUGUUUGCCCGGCUGCAGAUCAUGGGCUCCCAGCUGCCCGUUUUUACCAGAUUCGACAAUCCAGCAUCGGUGGCGGUAACCCCUGCUCGGCAAUUGUCGUACAACUAUCUCGUCUCAGUCAACCUCUGGCUGUUACUAUUCCCAUGCGAUCUGUGCUGCGACUGGACGAUGGGAACGGUCCCUUUGGUCGAGUCGUUCACGGACCCGCGCAAUUUUGCCACCCUCGGAGCGUACAGCAUGAUUGGCGUACUGGCAUGGGUUGCCUUCAUCGAAAACCAUCGCCAAAAGUCAGCCGUAGUUGUAAUGGGGCUGGCAUUCAUGAUUCUUCCCUUUCUGCCCGCGUCGAAUCUGUUCUUCCCGGUGGGUUUCGUGAUUGCCGAGCGCGUCCUCUACAUGCCGUCGAUGGGUUUCUGCAUUCUGGUCGGUUACGGGUUUCAUCUCCUGUCGGAACGCUGGUCACGCAAGAUGACAUGGUGCUGUCUGGGCGUACUGCUGCUCACGCACUCCAUCAAGACGUACAAUCGGAACGCGGACUGGGAAUCGGAGUACUCGAUCUUCAUGUCCGGCCUGAAGGUGAACCAACGGAACGCAAAGCUGUUCAACAACGUGGGCCAUGCGCUCGAGAGUGAAGGUCGGUUUGAAGAAGCGCUGCAGUUCUUCCACAAAGCCGUCAGCGUGCAGGAGGACGACGUGGGAGCACACAUUAACGUCGGCCGCACGUACAACCAUUUGAAAAUGUUUAAAGAGGCAGAGCAAGCCUACUUGAAGGCGAAGUCAUUGCUGCCGAAAGCGAAACCGGGCGAAUCGUAUCAGGCGCGCAUCGCACCGAACCAUCUGAACGUGUUCUUGAAUCUCGCGAACCUGAUCUCGAAGAAUGCGACCCGGCUGGAGGAGGCGGAUCUUCUCUACCGGCAGGCGAUCAGUAUGCGUUCCGAUUACACGCAAGCGUACAUCAAUCGGGGCGAUAUUCUGAUCAAACUGAACCGCACCAAGGAAGCGCAGGAGGUGUACGAACGGGCGCUUCUCUACGAUAGUACCAACCCGGACAUAUACUACAACCUCGGUGUUGUCUUUCUGGAGCAAGGUAAAGCAUCGCAAGCGUUAGCGUAUCUGGACAAAGCGCUUGAAUUUGAUCCCGAACACGAGCAGGCUCUACUCAAUUCGGCCAUUCUGCUGCAAGAGCUGGGUCGUCCGGAACUGCGCAAAAUUGCGCGUGAACGUCUGCUGAAGCUGCUAGCUAAGGAUGAAACCAAUGAACGGGUUCAUUUCAAUCUCGGCAUGCUGGCAAUGGACGACCGUAAUACGGACGAGGCCGAGAAUUGGUUCCGUCGGGCAGUUCAUCUGAAGCAGGAUUUCCGAAGCGCACUGUUUAAUCUGGCAUUAUUGCUAGCCGACGAUCAUCGUCCGCUGGAGGCGGCACCAUUCCUUAACCAACUCGUCAAAUACCAUCCGGAUCAUAUCAAAGGAUUGAUACUGCUCGGUGAUAUCUAUAUUAACAACAUCAAGGAUCUGGAUGCGGCAGAGAAUUGCUACAAACGCAUACUGCAGCUCGAUCCAAUCAACAUCCAGGGCUUGCACAAUCUAUGCGUGGUGUACGUGGAGCGGGGCAAAUUGCUGCAAGCGCAGGAUUGUCUGUCGCACGCACACGAACUGGCGCCGGGUGAGGAGUACAUCGGUCGCCAUCUUCAAAUCGUCCAAACGCGCAUUAAUCGCUUGCGCCAAACACCAGACGGUAGCCGGGAGAAGGAAAUUGCCUUCGCCGACUACGAUCCGCAAGAGUUCGGUGGUACCGCGGGUGCAAUGGCAUCCAGGAACGUGGAACUGUCGCUCGCCAAAAGCACUGUAAAUAGCAACAGCGAAAAGACGGGCAGUCAGCAGGCCGAAUUGCGAGAAAACGUCCCGGAUGUGCUGUACGGCAACGAUAAUAAGCAGAAAACAGUAUUACCUCACCAGCAGCUGGAGCAACAGCAGGCUGAACCGAUUGCGCCGGAUGAUGAUCCGGUUUUUCUCGAAUCAGAAAGCACAAACAAUCUACAGAGUUAUGCAGCACCACCGGUCGAUAGUAUAGCGCACAAGGCGAAGCACCGCAUUGAUGACGGUAGUGGAAAGCUUGCGACUACCACCCAUCGGGAUGAGGUGCCUGCGGUGAAGCGAGACUCCAGCCAUUCAUCCGAUGGUUCUCUACAUCAUGCACCACCGCACCCGACGCAGCACCUGCAUCGACCGGCGACGAUUGGACAGGAUCUGGACGAUCCAUCGUCCGGGAUGUCAUAGCAUCACAUACUGGAUUACAAGUUAGAUUGUUUCAAAAUCAACUAGGAAAGCUACACCUCCCCCGAGCAUUGGUCUCAUCUUCCCUGUAAAUAGGUAGAGAACCGCGGACAGUGGCAACGUAGCCCGCGAGGAUAAACAAACGUAGCAGCGGAGAUAAAGUGUAUGUGUUCCUAGCGGAAAUGGACUGCGAGAGAUUAACUUUUGACUGAUUUGUUAAACCAGAACUAACAGCUAAGCACCCACUUCACAAUGAAUCUCACGAAGGUCGUGCUAAAUGGAAAUUUAAUCUGUGCAUUGAAUGCAUUUUCCAAGCCAAGCAGCGAAACAAUGGCGGUACAGAACAAUCCUUCACGCUGAAGAAAAAAACCCUUCCUGGUUUUUUUGUUUUGUUGCAUUCCCAGGUAGCAAAUUGUUAGUACGGAUUGUAAGAGUGUGAUCAUGAGCGUUUGCGUUUAUAGGUUUGUGAGCGUGGAUGUGAUGUGCCCGUGUGUGUGUGUGUGUGUGAGAGUGUGUGGAUGUGUACGUAAAUUGUUAGGAAUGUAUGAUGAUAUAAAAAGGGAUAUUUUCUAUAUAUACAAACCAUAAUUGUGAAUGCGAUAGAAGAGAAAUGUAGUUUGAACAGGAUUUCUCUCCUGGAGAGGAUUGUUAGCAUGUUACAGCGAUGUAACAGUACAUGGACAGUAGUUAUCGAAUUGUACGACGUUGGCCUUGGAACGAUGUGGUAGGGAUGUUUGCAAAUUAAAGAAAUGAACACCCUGCCAGCAAAACGAGAAAAUAUAGAAUGGUGAACUGAUGAGAAAUUAAGUUUUCUAUCGAUUUACAACAAAAAUGAAGAAUUUCUGUGGAAAAAGUCUGCAGAUUUACACUUCCUUGCUCGUUAGUUUAAAAAAAAAAAAGGGAAAAACAAUGCAAGAUUCCAUUACGAGCGUCACUGAGCGGAAUCAUACAACCAACGUCGAUUCGCUUACUAUCUAAACUGCGGAAAAAAUGAAACGUUUAGUGGGUAACCCCCGAGCGUAGCAAGAAAUGAAGGAUUAGCAAAAACGAUUAUGUAUUUAUAUACAAACACACGCAGACGAUGUAAACACUACAGCAGCUUAAAGAUGGCCACAACAUAAUACACAAAUCUCACCUAAAGAAGAUCUUUGGACCCUCACACACUCACGGCCCCUUGCCGGGGCCAUCUUCCGUGAUAGUGUUAUGUGCUAUGAUUUAUGCAUCGGCAACCAACAUUCGGCAAAGAGAAAUUCGUAAACAAAAAAAAAACAAACAAACACACACCCACAAACACACCAGGCGAACGAUGCUC
Molecule: messenger RNA, 5328 nt
Organism: Anopheles moucheti
Lineage: Eukaryota; Metazoa; Arthropoda; Insecta; Diptera; Culicidae
Gene: Tmtc3
Product: protein O-mannosyl-transferase Tmtc3
Exons: 13
Coding region: 993-4019 (1008 amino acids)
Biological process (GO): protein O-linked glycosylation via mannose
Cellular component (GO): endoplasmic reticulum
Molecular function (GO): protein binding; mannosyltransferase activity
Source: RefSeq, a predicted model, not a curated record